GUGCAAAUCAGACGCCGUGCUGUUCCUUUCCUCAGAAGCUAGCCGCCCGUAGCGACAUCGCAACCGUCAGGUCACUCCCGCGCGUCCACACUCAAAGACCCACAUCACCCAUGGAGCUGGUAGAGUCCUCACAGGGAAACACCGCAGUUACCUCCAGGCUUGUUGGAGGAGAAACAAAUGAGCCAGUCUUUAGGCUGAAUCUUCCAGCAGGAUUCAGCGUCGUGGUGGACGACGUGGACACGGGCAGCCACGAGCAGCUGCAGCUGGAGGCCGAGGAGCGCCUGGAGCCGCAGCCGCAGCCGCGCGCCAAGACGCCCGAGGGCGAGGACGCCCCCGCACCGGAGGAGCAGCCGCCAGACGCCCGUAUCCGCCAGAUACAGGUGGAAGCUGAGAGCCGCAAGAGCGAGUUCGCACGGCUGCUGGAGGAGCACGCGCAGGUGGUGAUGCAGCUGAAGCAGAUGGAGAGCGACGAGGCGGUGUUGGCGCCCCCUGCCACCACCACCAGCGCCUAGGCGCCACCAAGGCACCAGCCGCCGGCCACAGCCGCCACAGGCCUACGACGGCGAUCCGUCAUUUCUCUCGCACCGUCAUUCCUCCUCCACCUAACCCUCCCCUAUGUCCUCUUCCUCAGGGACGUGAACGAACCAGCUGUCGCACCACAGGGCCGAAUUUUCUUCGUCCCCUUUCUCUGUAAAUUUAGUAUUUGUCUUAGAGCACUAACGUUUCACUGUUGUUGUCAUUCAGUCUGUGUUUCUUGUGAGAUAACGCUAAAUUUACAUUUCGAAUAAGAUUAAUAAUAAACUUUGUGCAAAGGCCACAUCCGAGCCCAGUUCCAUCUCAAGCUCUCUGAGUCCACUCGCUAACUACCCCGCAUUGCCCAUUUACUUAUUUCUCCCAAUCUUAUAACUAAAGUGCAGCUACCCACAGAGGUCCAGUGUAAGCUUAAUCAUUGUACGGCAGCGAAGUUUGGUAGAUAUUCUAACGUGUUGAUGCGGAGUCGAUUUACGUGGAAAAAUUAGUUCCAGUUUUGUCCACCAGGUGCAAAUCUGGCGCCAUGAGUGCAAGAAAGACGUAUAAAAAUCCUUUCACAUGUAAUGGAUUAGAAAUGGGACACGGGAGGUCCAGUGUAAGCUUAAUCAUUGUACGGCAGUCUGGUAGAUAUUCUAACAUGUUGAUGCGGAGUCGAUUUACGCUGAAAAAAUUAGUUCCAGUUUUGUCCAUCAGGUGCAAAUCUGGCGCCAUGAAUGCAAGAAAGACGUAUAAAAAUCUUUUCAUAUAUAAUGGAUUAGAAAUGGGACACGGGUAGAAAAGGUGAAACGAGAGAAAGGCACAAUGUUGAUUUUAUUAGUAACUGCCACUUACACAAUGUGUUCAAUAUGAGCACUAGAGACAUUAACGAAUGUUGUACAGCGCCAGAUUUGCACCUGAUGACCAAAACAGAAAUUAAUUUUUUUUACAGCGUAAAUCGGUUCCGCAUUAACAUAUGAGCAUAUCUGGCAAGUUUCGCUACAUAUGAUAAUUACAGCUCACACUGUACCUCCGUGAGCAGCUCUAUUUCAGUUAAAACCGCCCGAUACUAUCUAGAAACAGUUUUGACUAAAAUUACUGCAGGCAUUCCAGAGCUGUACUGGAACAUACACAUAUACAUCUAAUUUUAUACACAGAGAGAGCAAAAUAUUUCGCUCACAGUGCCACAUAUUCAGUUACACUCUUCUAAGCGCUGCUCCUUAUUUACCAAUUAGUACAACAUAUGUCUUAGCCGUAGGAAACAAAAAAUGAUCGAGUAUAAAUCUUAGCUUUUCAGUUAGAUCAUGAAUACUGUCUACAUUUGGCAUCCAGUGACCAUGCUAGAAUGGAUGCUCUGUCCUCUCUUUCCAUCGAUCAUUCAUUUAAUACCUCCUGUCAGUUUCAAAAUUCGGGGUCACCAGCGCAUGGUACUCCCUCCACAUUCAGCUUACGAACUGGAAGCAUACACAGUGGAUGUCAUAGAGAGCAUGAUGUUAUUGGGCUUCGAUGUCGCUUUUCAAGCCAUUAUAUUUCAUUGAUAGAUGUUGCCAUGACAACUGAAUAAGGUUGAAAUACGUCUUUCCUGUCACAAACCAUUACUGCGUUGCUUAAAUAAUCUUUUUUUUUUAGUUUUAUUUACUUCACAGAGAGACUAAAGUUGGUCUGUUGAUACUAAUAAAGACUUAGUGACCACAGAUCACACAAUCAGCUACAAGUAUGCGUUUUAAAACACCAGCCGACUGGUUAUCGGACUAUUCUUUCUACCUUAUUCAGUAUGUAAACCAUGGUCGUGAAUACUAAAUAGCAAACGGUAAUCUGAUCCAAUGACCGUACCAGAUCGUUCGUGUUGUAUUAGCUAUACACAGUGUACCAAAUCUCUGUCGUUGUGCUCAUGUCUCCCCCUUAUUAUGUCGGUUUUCAUGCUUUAUCUUCCACCCUUCUCCAUUAGGUUUAGAUGUCUCCUUUCCAUUCCUAUUGAAUGUGCAGAUAGCGUCACCAGUGCCAUCUGGCGGCUCGAACUUUAAAUAUGAAGCAUUAUAGGAAAUAAGACCAUUACUGAUCAGAAUAUUAAUGCGCACCAAAAAAUAAAUAGUUUCUCACAGGUUAACGUCAAACUGAUGAUAAUUAGCGACCGAGAUAUAGGAGGAAAAAGAGAUAAUGCAUAAAACACGACAUUAUUGGCUGCUAGAUGGUAUUAGUGUCAACUAUCGCAAGAUACUUGCCAAAGGAUGUGCUAUGGUUUCAUGUGCCACUACAGGCAGGAAACAGAGUCGAGAAAGGAAUGCUGUUAUACAUCCAUCAAAAUUACUUUUAAGACUUCUUGGAGAAGCAUGAAAGUAUGUGCUUUUUACAAUCUUGAUAUUUUUGACAUAAACCGAUCUUCUGGAGCUAUAAAAUAUAUUUCAGAUCUUAAUAUCACAGUAGCACUUCUCUUCUGCUUGCCCACUGUUUAUUUCAUUUGGGUACCGUCUCUGACGCCAAACACAUAAAAAGAGGGAAAGCGAAAGAAUGCUAUUAUCUACAUUAUGAUACAACGUUUCAAACAAUUUUCUAAAUUUUUCGUGUGCUAAAUAACUAAACUCUUAAAAUUACGUUCUUACAAAAUAUGAAAUUCCAGUUCGUUAUACCCCCUAAAUAUUUCGACCACUUGUCUUCAGUCGGCAUGUACACGAACAUCCUUGCAUCGAUCAGAAUCUGAUAUUUUCGACAUUAAAGAUAUUGCGAAAGAGGAAAAAGUAUUUUUAAUACGAGAAUAAGCAGGGGAGUCUAUUUAUUGUCGUUAUCCCAGUCAAGUCAUGCAUUGUUCCGCUUCAAAAAUAUAACGAGCCAGUUUGAAAACAUGUUGAAAAAAAACACAGAAAAUUGUACAUUAAGGUACUACAACAUAGUUGAUAAAUAUUUGUGUUGUUGCAUGUUACAAAUAUGUAGUCUGGUUCAAUUAAGAAAUAUGAAACUAGAGUGAAAGAAAAGGAGUGGGACGAUUUGACAAUACUUUAUAUGAAUUAAUGUAAUUAUUGUGGAUAGAGGAUUGUUAUAAUUUACGUAUCAUGAGUAGUAAUUAGGAUUUAGAUAAUAAUACAUUUUUGUAUCAAUAUGUGUACAAAACUGAAAAUAAAUUUUGUUAACUA
Schistocerca americana (American grasshopper) is the source of this 3635-nucleotide messenger RNA. RefSeq lists its product as uncharacterized. NCBI's taxonomy places the organism in Eukaryota, Metazoa, Arthropoda, Insecta, Orthoptera, Acrididae. The record is from RefSeq and is a predicted model, not a curated record. The coding region runs from base 111 to 512 and encodes 133 amino acids. The transcript is spliced from 4 exons.